Macrobrachium nipponense is the source of this 2641-nucleotide messenger RNA. RefSeq names its product venom phosphodiesterase-like. Gene Ontology annotation, cellular component: sarcoplasmic reticulum; striated muscle dense body; I band. NCBI's taxonomy places the organism in Eukaryota, Metazoa, Arthropoda, Malacostraca, Decapoda, Palaemonidae. The record is from RefSeq and is a predicted model, not a curated record. The transcript is spliced from 15 exons. Gene Ontology annotation, molecular function: hydrolase activity; nucleic acid binding; metal ion binding. Bases 221 to 2323 code for a protein of 700 amino acids.
UUGGACGAGAUCGCUCACGCUCAGUCGAUUCUCAGCGACGCCAGUGGAUGCGUGUGCGUAGGAAGGAUGGUCCCUUUCAAGACAUUGUUAUGGGCGGCGUUGUUGCGAUUGGGUGUGGCGGCAUCGUCCUUUCACCUCCCUCACCCACCAGCCCGCCCCCCGCCUCGAUCCACACGAAUGCCCACCAUCCUUCAAACAGCCUCCACUGAUUUUGGUGUCCAUGGAUGGAUUCCGAGCAGAGUACUUGACGAGGGGAUUCACGCCUACGAUCGUGGCCUUGGCAAACAAGGGCGUGAGAGCGCCCUACAUGAAAGCAUCCUACCCUACGAUCACAUUUCCUAAUCACUAUACUAUAGCAACGGGUCUCUACCCACCUGCUCAUGGAAUUGUCGCGAACAAAUUCUUCGAUCCAGUGUUCAACGCCAAGUUCAAACCCGGCAAUCAGGAAUCACUAAAGAUUCGCUGGUGGGGAGGAGAACCCAUCUGGAAGACGGUCGAGAGGCAGGGCAAACGUGCUGCUACCUUCUUCUGGCCAGGAUCAGACGUGGAGGGUAACCAGGCAACUUACUGGUUUCCUUAUAAUAUAUCGAUCCCGUUCGAGUACCGAGUAGAUACGGUACUUUCUUGGCUUGAUCUUCCGCCCGAGCAACGUCCUGCUUUCAUGACGCUGUAUAUGCACGAACCCGACACAAUUGGUCAUAAGUACGGACCAAAUACGAAUCAGGUGGACGCAUCGCUGGCACGAGUUGACUCCAUGGUUAAGAAGCUGGUUGAUGGAAUCGAGAGGAGGAGGCUGCUCUCCUGCGUCAACAUCCUGAUUGUGGCAGACCACGGAAUGGCCGAAGCUGGGGCGGAAAGGGUCAUUCGGCUGGACGAAUACAUUCCGGAUAUCACCUUGAAAACUAGAUUCUGGGAUGGAGUCUUUGGGAGAAUGAGCCCCCGAGAUGGCUCCCAAGCAACAAAGAAACAGAUGCUGGAGGCACUUUCAUGCAAACGCAAAGAACUUCGAGUCUACGAGAAAACAUCACUUCCAGUCAGAUGGCACAUGGGAGCGCAGCGUCGAGUGGAGGACAUCGUGGUGGAUCUGGAUGCAGGAUUCACUGUUGCUGGAGACAGCACCUUCCUGGCAGACGCGGGCGACCAUGGAUACGACAAUUUCUUCUCCGUUAUGAACGCAAUGUUCGUGGCCCAUGGGCCCUCUUUCCUACGUAACACAGAGGUCGAAGCCUUCCAGAACAUAGAGCUGUAUAACCUUAUGUGUCACUUGUUGGGCGUCACUCCGGCACCCAACAAUGGCACCUGGGGAGCCCUCCACCAUCUGCUGCACAACCCUCCACCCUACCCCACUCCAUAUGUUAACGAGGCCCCACCUCUAGUGGGAGUUCUGCCCGCCGACGAUUCCUUGGAACAUCAUAUUUCGGGUUCAUACUGCGACGAAGAUGACGAUGAGGCAGAAGGGCUGCUGGAAGUGCUGGAGGAAGCCCAAGAGGAUUUCCCCUCUGUGGUACGAGAACACUUGCCUUGGGGAACACCAGCCAUGGGACGCCUGAGGGACUCCGUUCUUCUUCUCCCGCAUCCAGAUACCGUAACAGGAUACUCGUCACUCAUCAAGAUGCCUCUAUGGACGAGCUACACUCUGGACGGAAAACUGAGACAGGGAAGCGGCCACGGGAGAUGGAGGAGCGACCUGAGGCUGCCGAAGCAGCUGGCUCCCUUCUGCCCGCUCUAUGGCAGCGUCACCUCUUUCAACAUCAAUGGAUACCCUCUCUUCCCCGCGGAUUUCGUCCGAAGGAAGGAGUGCGCCCAGUUGCCCUUCCUGACGAGCAACUCCGUCCCUUUCACCUACCAGCUGCAAAAGCGUUGGGAGCAGCUACUGACGUAUGUGCUGAAGUGGGGAAGGCAGUAUGGCGCCCUCAACGUCAUCAGUGGACCCGUCUUUGACUACGAUGCCGACACGUUCGUCGACGAUCUGGUCCCAUUAAGCGCAAGCGGAGCCCUCCUGGUGCCAACACACGUCUUCGCGGUGGUGACUCGCUGUCGCACGUGGGUGGAUGACCUGUCCAUGUGCCCUCACAACUACCUCGACGCAGCAGCCUUCGUCUACCCUCAGUACCUGACCGUCUCGAAUUGUUUGAGUGCUUCGGAGUUUGCCCGGGAAUUCAGCGCCACUGUUCAAGACGUUGAAAAGAUUACUGGCCUCAAGUUCUUCACAAAUCUCAAAUAUGAGGACCAAGUUCGCCUGAGGCUGAGGGUCCACUCGAACAUAUGGGGCCGUGAAUCUUGGUGGAACAGGCUUCGAGCUGACAUCUUCGCCCUGGAAUAAACAGGCCCACAUUCCCGCGUCUCGAAACAAAUUCCUAGCAACAUAAUCUUCCUCGAAAAUCUCCCACAUUGUCUCCUGUUGCGCUUGGGGCAUCUAUACAAUCUCACACGUCUAUAUAUUUAUAUACACUGUGUACAUAAGAGUGAAGCUGAAACUUUGUUCAUUACGUAUGGAGAAAAUACGAUACCGCACCUUUUAGGAAUCUGACGGUAUUAUAAGUUAUUGGGCUUACCCAAAAGAAUAGACAAAUGAUAAUCAAGGACUCAAGUUUCAUGGAUUAUUAUAUAUAUAUAUAUAUUACAUGCAGACGUACAAACC